AUGUUUGAAUCGACACAAAGCGACUGUGGGGAAGUCCAAGAUUUCGAGGUUGGUGCAUUGCGCGUUGACGUUGGGGUUGUUGGCAAGAAUAGUGGAGACCGGAAUGCCCAGCUUAAGACCGAUAUCGAAGCAGUUGUCACCGUCCGCGACGACGACGAGGUCCGUGCAGUCCUGGCCAACGAGCCCAAGGCAGAGCGACUGGUUAAGCAGGAGAAAGUGUCACUAACUUUUGAAACAGAUUUUCAGAGGAAUAUGUACUUCUCCAGGAAUUAA
Molecule: messenger RNA, 273 nt
Organism: Psilocybe cubensis
Lineage: Eukaryota; Fungi; Basidiomycota; Agaricomycetes; Agaricales; Agrocybaceae
Exons: 2
Coding region: 1-273 (90 amino acids)
Source: RefSeq, a predicted model, not a curated record